Molecule: messenger RNA, 3103 nt
Organism: Gadus morhua (Atlantic cod)
Lineage: Eukaryota; Metazoa; Chordata; Actinopteri; Gadiformes; Gadidae
Gene: lrrc32
Product: leucine rich repeat containing 32
Exons: 3
Coding region: 159-2213 (684 amino acids)
Molecular function (GO): protein binding
Source: RefSeq, a predicted model, not a curated record
AGUAUCCUCACGGGAUGUUGGAGCGCAAAGGGAAGCGAGUGUCUGGAUCAAACACCCUUGCACCGCGGGAUACACUGCCUGUAUAUAUAUAUUUGUGUUUGAUUUCCUACCGUGUCUCAGUAUAAAGGAUGUGAAAUCUCUACGGUCAGAAUACGGCUAUGAAACUUUCUGACAGUCAACGGAAAGUGAGCAACAUCAUGGCGGGAUUCCACUUGCUGUUCACGGUGGUCCUGGGCCACGUGCUGGGCUCUCUACCUGCCACCAGCCCUCCACACCUGCCCUCUCCGUGCCUGGUGGUGAGUCUAACCAAUGAGCACGCCAGCGCCAGCCCUGGGGACGACAUGGAAGUGUUCUGCGACGGCCGGAACUUAAGAAGUGCACCCGCUGACCUCCCGCUGGGGAUCCAGAAGCUGGAUCUAUCCCGUAACAUUUUUCAAAACCUCACCCGGGAAACGUUGGCGAUUCAACCCACCAUCCAUCAUCUGAAUCUUCGCUCCAACAAGAUACUGUUCAUCGAAAGAGGUUUAUUCAAGGGAAUGAAGCAUCUCAAAUUCCUAGAUCUGUCCAAGAACUCCCUAGAUGUCUUCGCCAUGUCGAAAUCAAGCAUCGGAAAACUAGGAGCUGUGGAGUCCCUCGAUCUUUCAGGCAAUGGGCUUCACACAGGGAUGACCAAGUACUUCCUCAGAGACUCGUCGUCACUGGUUAACCUCUCGCUAAAUAGCAACAGUCUCACCAAAAUAGCCAAAGACACCUUUACUGGCUCUCCGUCUUUGAGGAAAGUCAGCCUGCACAACAAUGUCAUCCUCGAGAUUGAAGAUGGUGCAUUCAAUGUGUUGUUCCGUCUGACAGAACUUGAUCUGUCCAAAAACUCCAUCACUUGCAUCACAGACUUUGAUCUUUCUCAGUUACAAAUACUCAAUCUCAGUAAAAACAGCUUAGAGGCUUUCCAGACCGUAUACUCAGAUUCAGACUAUGAGCUUGUCUCCCUUGACCUGAGCCAAAACAAAAUCCAUUAUUUCCCUCUGGUUCCCAGGAGGAACAAGCUUGCAUACUUGGACGUUUCACGGAACCAGCUCCAGGGUGUCAAGUCCUUGGCUCACAAUGAAUCUGGCCAAUACCUCAUGCAUCAGGACUUCCCAAGUCUGAACUACCUUGAUCUCAGCUACAACCAAAUGAAAACCAUACCGCAGUCCUUUUUCAACAGUAUGGUACAGCUGGAGCACCUUAACAUAAGCAAUAACUGUAUUGGGUCAUUUCUUGUAGAGGAAGAAAACGGUCUGAAUAAUUUGAAGGUUUUAGAUCUUAGCUAUAAUUCCUUGCGGGACAUGUCGUUUGGAAAAAACACUCUGUUGGCACUGGAAGAGCUCUUCUUACAAGGAAACCUUCUCACCACCAUAGAGCCCCACACUUUUCAAGGACGACCUAGACUCAAAUACCUGCUACUGCAGCAGAAUAACCUACACAUUUGCCCAUCGAAUGCAGAAUCAUCCUUCAGCAACAAUCACAAACAUCAUCAAGGCUGUGUUGCAUUUUCCUCAAUUCCGACCUUGCAGCAUCUGUAUCUCUCAGAAAACCACCUGAAAGUACUGCCCAACAACGCCUUUGAGGACACGCCCCUGACGCUGCUCGACCUGUCACUAAACCCAGGCUUGGUAGUCGGCCUGAACGCCUUUUCUGGCCUAGAGGACUCCCUGGUGCACCUGUUGCUCCGGGAGAACCACAUCUCCAGGCUAGACGUGGACCUGUCCUCCUUGAACCAUCUCAAACUGGUGGACCUGUCGACCAACCGGCUGUCCACGCUGCCCUCGUGGAACAAGGAGUCGUCCAUCGAGUCCCUCAACCUGGGCAACAACCACCUGGUCACGUUGGAGUACAACACCCUGGUGGCUCUGGGGAGCUCGCUCAAGACCCUGUACAUGGGCUCCAACCCGCUCAGCUGCUGCAGCAACCUCCGCUUCUUCCAGCUGAUGCAGCACUCCACCGUGGAUGUGCCAGACAUCGCGACCGUCACCUGCGUGCAUAAGCAGGACUCAGAGCCCAUCAACAUAUUGCGAGUGACGGAGGAGAUGUGCCACUCGCUGGACAACAGCAGCAGGAGCCUGACCAUCCUGGCGAUUCUAGGCGCUGCGCUGGCGUUGGUGGUUGCUCUGGGGUUUCUGGCCAAGGUGUGUUACAACAGGAGGCAUACAAACAGCAGCACCUUCAACGCUUAACAUGGGAUGGUGGAGAUGGAAAGUGGACACACAUCAUUCACAGCAUUUUACAAGGACAUUUCUUUUUCAAAAACAGACCAACAGAACACUAAUAAAUAUGCUAGGAGGAUAUAUUUUUUUAUGAAUGAACUGAACAUAUGAAGAAAUGGACUGUGAAGAACAUUUGUUUGGAAGACAAGGUCCAGGCAGAAGCACCUUGUUUGAAUAUCGUUGCUCUUAUUGUCAUUGUGGCUUUUCUUUGUUAUUGACUUUGCACUUUAAUUUCCUAUCUGCAUUUGCAUUUCUUUUGUCUCUUAUUCUGUGAUGUUGCCCGUAUAUGAAAACACUACACAACCAUGUAUGCUGCCUGGGCAACUCCGCACAGAAAGGGAAAUGCCUAAAGACUGAUUUUAUUGUUAUUAUUUAUAUUGCAAAAUAAAUGGCAGUAAAUGUGCGUUAACAUGACGACUCUUCAGCAUAAUGUUUAUUUUAUAUAGAACAUUUUGUUUAAAACAAGAAGGAGUAUAGAGCCAUAUUGAAAGCAGCGUAUGUUAUUUUGGUUGCCAAGCAAAUGUUUGAGUGGUUGUGGGUGAGGAUUGGGGGGGGGGGGGGAUUACUGCCUUAAUAGCUGUGCUGUAAACAAUCACGUGAAAUAUGAAGUAAUGUUUCCAUGAAUGUGCCUGGUAAAACACUGCAUAACAGCUUUGACAAAAGGGUAAUAUUUCAUAAAGUAUGAAGCCUAUGUUGUUGUCAGUUUUAACUCACUGAGAUAUCUUUCCGUAAAAUGAAGUACAUUGAUAGAGCACUUUCAGCAUGGAGGGACUAGCUGAGAGUUUUAUAGAAAUGCAAUAUUUUGCAAAUGAAUGACGAUGAAGACAAUAAAGGUUACAUUUUAAAACACGCAUUACAAA